Molecule: messenger RNA, 4843 nt
Organism: Nothobranchius furzeri (turquoise killifish)
Lineage: Eukaryota; Metazoa; Chordata; Actinopteri; Cyprinodontiformes; Nothobranchiidae
Gene: washc2c
Product: WASH complex subunit 2C
Biological process (GO): chromatin organization
Cellular component (GO): nucleus
Source: RefSeq, a predicted model, not a curated record
CAGUCAGGUGACUGUGCAGACAGAAUAUGGCCGACCUGUCAGAAGACCAAUGAGGGAAAGGCCAAAUUUUGCAUAAUCGAUCUUUUUUUUUUUCCGUCCUUUGAGACUAAAGUUGACCGUCGCGGGCAGCGUUUAUCCAGAACCAUCCAAGAUGAGUGCUUUGCCGGAUGGAGUGGCAAACGGCCCAAGUAGGAGCAAACACUCUGCUGAAUAUCCUCAGAUUUGGGAGAGGCCGUGGAGUCUUGAAGAGAUCCGGCAGCACAGCACCAACUGGUCUUUAGCUGCUGACUCCGGACUCUUUCACUUCCUGCAAGACUUCUCCCAGAGGAUGUUGUCAAAAACGCAUGAGAUUGAGAAGCAGCUGGACAGUCUCAUCUGUGACACUAAGGCCACCGACAGCCGCUUGCACACCGUCUUCAACGACUUCCUGAUGCUGUCUAACACACAGUUCAUAGAAAACAGAGUGUAUGACGAAGAAGUGGAGGAGACGAUUUCUAAAGCUGACGCAUUAGAAAAGCAGCCUGAGCCGCAGAAGGAGAAGACUCGAGAGCAAAAAGAAGCAGAGCUGAUCCCUAAGAUGCAGGAAGCUGUGAACUACGGUCUGAAAGUUCUGGAGUCCGCCUUUGAGCAUCUGGACAUCAAAGCAGGAAACUCUGACUCAGAGGAUGAGGACAUCUCAGAAGAAAUGGAGCUCAUCCUGGAGCCCAAGGAUCUUUACGUGGACAGACCACUUCCAUCUCUGAUUGGUUCCCAGUCCUUCAUGGAACAGGACGAUGUAGGACUUGGUGACCUGUUAAGUGAUGAAGUGUCGGUUGACAGUGACAGAGACAGUGUGAUCGACAGCGAAGAUGACAAGGAAGAAGCUCAUUCAGACGAGGACUCUUACCAGGAGGAGCAGGAAGGUCACAAUAACAUUAAGAAGAAGUCAUCUGUGAUCAGUUAUGAUGAGGAAGACGAGGAUGACGAGGAAGAGGAGGAUUCUGACUUAUUUGGAUCAGACAAGGAGGAUGAAAACGAUGACUCAAAUAACACGGGGCCUUCAUCCUUUGCUGAUGAGCUUGCCGCUCGAAUCAAAGGAGAAACGUUUAAUAGACCCGAGGAAGAUCGCGCAUCACUGGCAUCUAAAAAGAAGAGUAAAGGCAGAAAAGAACCAAAGCCAACAAAUCCACAGGCAGCUGAAGAGGAUAGCGAUGACAUGUUUAAGCCUCCCAAGCUGGACGACGAGGAUUUCUCUCUAUUUGGAGGAACAAGCGGCCUCUUCAGCAGAGGGAAAGGACUCUUUGACGAUGAUGACGAGGGAGACCUCUUCUCUGAGGCGCCAAAACCCGCAUUGGAGGAGAAAAAAGACACGAACGAAAGCAUAAAAAGUGCGGCUCAAACCCAAGAAUCUAACAAAACCAUUAAGAAGAUUCCAGCUGGUGCCGUGUCAAUAUUCCCAGGAGCUGGCGGUGCUGGAGGAGGUGGGCUGUUUGAUGACGAUGAGGAAGAUGAUGACUUCUUCAGUGAGAAAAGCCUGAAAAAGCCAGAUUCUAUUGUACAAGAGAAAUCCAAACCCAAAAGACCCAUUGACCUGUUUGAUGAUGAAGAUGAUGAAGAUGGGGACAUCUUCAGUAGCAAGCACAGCAUACAGACUCCCGCUCAGACCCAGAGAGAGGUCGUUGAGGAGAAGGAGAAACCUCCUGAGAGAAAGAUGCCUCCUGGAGCCAUCUCCAUGUUUGGUCCCGCCACUAAAAGCCUGCUCAGCGAGGGCCUGAAAAAACGGCAGCUGUCCACCAGCGAGGAGUCCAACAAAUCUGACGAGAAUGCUCCUGUUACUGCUGCUGUUGGAAAAGCUUCUGCUGAGCAAACUGACAAACAUCAAACCAGCAGCCUUUUCUCUGACGACGAAGAGCCGCAGUUAUUUCCAACCACCCCGAAAAGCCGGUUAAAACCUGAACCUACGAGCCUCGGCAAAACCAGCAAGGCUUCCUUGUCGAUAUUCGACGAUGAGGAAGACGAGGAUCUGUUUGCAUUUGCUGCUAAAUCAAAAGAAAAGCCUAAUUUAGUGAAAUCUUCCAAACCACAACCCAGCAGCUCACUUUUCAGUGAUGAUGAGCAGGACCAGUGGAUGAGUUCAAAAAAGAAACCAGACACCAAGUCAGAGGGGAUAAAAACAAGCACCAGUGUGCCAUCUGGGCUCCCAAGCACCAAAACACCUAAAAAGAGCAGCCUGUUUGAUGAAGAGGAGGAGGAGGAUCUGUUUGCUUCAGCAAAAGACUCAAAUCAGAAGAAACCUCAGAGGGUGGCUCUUCUGUUUGAAGAUGAAGGUGACGAUGAAGAGGGAGGCUCUCUCUUUGGCAUCAAACCUGCGUUUAAUACUGAAGCUCCAUCCAAAACACCUCAUGCCACCUCUGAGCCAUCCCCCUCGCAUAAAGAAGGUUUUGUUCCUAAGACGUUGGGAAAUGAUAAACGACAUGAGCAGCAGAAGCCUGCAGAAACCCCUGAGCCUCCUCCUACUUCGCCAUCGCAGGAGGGUGCCACGAGUAGAAAGAAGCCCGCAGGAGCAGUCAGCCUCUUCGGCGGCAUCGACGUUCUUGACGCGCUGACAAAGACUCCGCUGGAUGGAGAUGAUCACGAUGACGUCUUCCUCUCAAAGGAAAGACCACCGCCAACUGAGGAGGAAAAUAAGGAAGUGAAGGGAAAAGCUAAUGCUGUUAGUCUGUUUGACGAUGAUGGUGAUGAAGAAGAUGAUGAAGAGGUGGAUUGGAGCGACUCGCUGUUCGUUCCCAGUCAGGCCACGACGAAGAAGACGCAAAAGUCUGCAGAAGAGCGGCCGCAGCUGAAAAGCACCAGAGUGUUCCAGGACGAAGAGCUGCUGUUCAGUCAGACGCAGCAGAAGGACAACGACCCAGACGUUGACCUCUUUGCAACCUCAGAAACAGCUGCAAGUUCCGCAGCCAGCUCGGUGAAGCCAGCAGCUCAGAGUCUGUUUUCAGACGACGAUGAAGACGACCUUUUCAGCUCCGUCAAGUCAAAGCCUCCACCUCCGAAAGUGGCAGAGAAACCAAGCAGACCUCAGGACAAAGCGCCUCUUGCAAGCCCAGAACCGGUGUCAGAGAUCCAGAAGCCUGCACCAAGUCCUGUAAAACCUAAAGAUUCCUCAUCAAGGAUUGGCAAACUUCAAGCCAGUCUGAUGAUCGACCCAGCUGCUUUGCUCCCUGGUGCCGGUCCCAGUAUGUCGGGGGCUCUGAGUUCUUCCUCUGGGGUGUCCAGCUCCAGUAUGAGUCCCAGCCCUGUUUCCACCCCCAUCGAGACUCCGGCGGAGAACGAAAGAGCGGUGAGCUUCGACACACCAGUCCAGGUCACAACCCUGGUGAGCACGCUCAAGGGCCGCGUAAAAGGUUCUGCACUUCGGAGACCCCAGUCCAGAGCAGCAAGGCAGCAAGCAGUUCAAAAGUCUGUGGACUAUAUAGGGGAGACUCUAGAAGAUGGUUCUGGGCCAACAUCUAGCCUCAAUAGUUUAGUCCUACCUCCUCCUGAAAAGUCUCGCCAAACUAUUCCGUCGUCUAACUCUGCUGCGCCUUCAGCCUUGCCAACGCCCUCACCUGCACAGUCCUCCCAAAACUCCCCCAGACCCUCUGAACUCACACUGCCAGCAACAACGAAUGUCAAAAAAGAGUCCAGGAAGGACGGCAGCUUUACAAAGGCACCGCCACUCUCGGAUGAUGAUAAUGACGACGACCUCUUUGGUCCCGAUGGACUCUUUGGGGUAAAAUCGGUCACUAACAAGCCUACUAGAGAAUCUACCAAGCCCAGUCCACCCCAGGCCAGUAGCGGGGUAGCAGAGGACAGAGAUCUAAGCACACUUCCAUCUAUUUUUGAUGACAACGACGACGACCUUUUCCACACCGUUAAGCCACAAGCAGCCUCAAAGAAGCCUGCUCAGGUCUCGUCCUUUUUUGAAGAUGAAGACGAUGACCUUUUUGGACUUAACAGCAGCUCCACACCAACAUCCAAAAGUCACAAAGAAGUCAAGACCAGCAGCAGUUUUUCCAAACAGGACAUUUUUCAGGAUGAAGCAGCCACCAUGCCUAAAGUUCAGAAGAAAGAGAAAUCCACUGAUGUCGACUUGUUUGAUGACAACAUAGACAUUUUUGCCGACCUGAUGGACACUGUAAAACCAAAACAAAAGUCCAAGAUGAAGGGAGAGGCAAAGUCGAUAUUCGACGAUGCCAUGGAUGACAUUUUCUCAACAAGCACAGUAAAACCCGGGACAAAGGCUCCCAAUGAAUCAAAGAAAAGGCCACCAUCCCAGGAAAUCAGUACAUCGGCCGAUUCCAGCAACAUUUUUGAUGACCCACUAAAUGCUUUAGGUGGUAACUGAUGUUUUGAAAUGUCCAAAUAUGUAAAAUUGUGGAUAUAUUUGUUUAUAAUUGAGAGAUUCACCUGAGCGAUAUUGGAUACACUGUGGAUAAGAGUAUUUAUUGCUAUAAAUUCAAAUCAAUACUGUGGCUUAUUUUUGGCUGAUAACACAAAUGUUUAUGAUUCGUUUCAUGGUCAAACAGCCUUCCUAAUCAUCUUUGCUUCAUAGUUAAUAAAAUGUAUUAUUCAUUAAUAUACAUAACAGCACUUUAGCCUGGAGGCCUGCAGAAAUUCAGCAGUAAUAUUUUUUUCUCUUUCAGUUCCUUGACUUUGCCUUGUGGGAUUUCGUGUUUUUGUGCCAUAAUGUACUUCUUGUCUUAGUCAUUUCUGACUGUUUUUUUAUUCAGAAAUUCAUUCAUUUUCUUAACUUUGCCUGUAUGAAAGCAAAAGCUCAAUUUUAAUAACUAAAAAGAAAAUAAAAAAGAAUAUUUUAUCUGACAAA